AUGGGGAGGAAAAAAAUCCAGAUUUCCCGCAUCCUGGAUCAACGGAACCGACAGGUGACAUUCACCAAGCGCAAGUUCGGGCUGAUGAAGAAGGCCUACGAGCUGAGCGUGCUGUGCGACUGCGAGAUCGCCCUCAUCAUCUUCAACGGCGCCAAUCGCCUCUUCCAGUACGCCAGCACCGACAUGGACCGCGUGCUGCUCAAGUACACCGAGUACAGCGAACCCCACGAGAGCCGCACCAACGCCGACAUCCUGCAGACCCUGAAGCGGAGGGGUGUGGGCCUCGAGGGGCCUGAGCUGGAGCCUGAAGAGGGGCCUGAAGGCCCCAGUGAGAAGUUUCGACGGCUGGCAGGGGAUGGGGGUGACCCGGCCUUGCCCCGACCCAGGCUCUACCCGGUGGCUCCCACCAUGCCCAGCCCGGAUAUGGCUUAUGGGGCUCUGCCGCCCCCCAACUGUGACCCCUGCGGGCUCGGGGAGGCCCUGCCCCCCCACAAUCGACCUUCCCCCUUCCGGCCCGCGGUCCCCAAAGCUGGGCCAGCAGGCCUGGCCCCCCACCCUCUCUUCUCCCCGGGACACCUCACAAGCAAGACGCCUCCUCCAUUGUACCUGGCAGCUGAUGGGCGCAGGCCGGACCUGCCUGGGGCUCGGGGGCUGGCGGGGCCCACAAGGGGGCUGGGCACCAGCCUCAGCCUCUAUGGGGCUCUGCAGAGUCCAGGCUCAGCCGCUGUCCCUGGACCUGCCCUGGCGACCUUCCCCUUCUUGCCGGCGGGUCCCCCAGAAUACGGUCUGGAUGACCCUCCUCCGCACCCCGGCUUGCUGCAGCCCCCCCUGACCGCCUGGCAGCCCCCCAGACCCGAUGGACCCCCGGCCGCACCCACCCAGGCCAGUGGAGGCCGUGUCCUAGGCCAGGAGGGACCCCCCGCCCGUGGCUCGUCCCCAUCCAGCCCUCCGGUCAGCAUCAAGUCAGAGCGCCUGUCGCCCACUCCGGGGGGCCCCGGGGACUUCGCCAAGACCUUCCCAUACCCCUUGCUGCUGGCGCGGCCCCCCACAGAGCCCCUCCGGCCUGGGCCCGCCCUGCGCCGGCUGCCUUCGGCUGACACUUGGCUCCGGUAGUGGGUGCUGGAACUUGGGGGCCCGUGUCCCAACUCCGUGU
Suncus etruscus (white-toothed pygmy shrew) is the source of this 1153-nucleotide messenger RNA. It is a transcript of the gene MEF2B, whose product is annotated as myocyte enhancer factor 2B. Lineage: Eukaryota; Metazoa; Chordata; Mammalia; Eulipotyphla; Soricidae. Gene Ontology annotation, biological process: positive regulation of transcription by RNA polymerase II; cell differentiation; heart development. Gene Ontology annotation, molecular function: histone deacetylase binding; DNA-binding transcription factor activity, RNA polymerase II-specific; RNA polymerase II cis-regulatory region sequence-specific DNA binding. The transcript has 9 exons. The record is from RefSeq and is a predicted model, not a curated record. Bases 1 to 1113 code for a protein of 370 amino acids.